AUGGGCUGUUUACCGGACUCCCAGAUGGGCACUGGUCCUGCUGCUAGUGUAGCUGCGGAAAUGGGCGCGAUGUUCCCCUCUUUGCGCUUUGGGCUGCUAGUUGGGGUUGGUGGAGGAGUAUGGAGCGAGGAUCAUGAUGUGCGCCUUGGCGACGUUGUCGUCAGUCGGCCGGAUAAGGACAACAAUAACGGUGGAGUCAUCCAGUACGACUACGGCAAGGCGAUACAGGGAGGCGAGUUCCAAGAGACGGGUAUCCUCAACCUGCCACCGACAAUAUUGCUUUCAAGCCUCGGCAAGCUACGAUCUACGCCUGCUGCUAAGAGCCAGUUCUUUCCAUAUCUCAAAUCUUUCGAAGCAUUCGACGAUGAUUCACCAGAAUUCGCCCGCCGACCAACAGCCAAGGAUCGCCUCUUCAAGCCCGAGUUUGGACAUGUGAAGAAGGAAGCCACAUGCCGUAACUGCGAUGCUGAGCAUGAAAUAUACCGCGAAGAGCGACUUAAUGCAAGGUCAAAAGUUCAUUACGGAACGAUCGCCUCGGGGAAUCAGGUCAUGAAGGACGCCGAGAAGAGGGAUACCAUUGCGGAAGGCCGUGGCAUUCUCUGCUUUGAGAUGGAAGCCGCUGGGCUGAUGAAUCAGUUUCCUUGUUUAGUGGUGCGUGGCAUCUGCGACUAUUGCGACUCCCACAAGAACAAGGCGUGGCAGCCGUAUGCAGCGGCAGCAGCAGCUGCGUGGGCCAAAGAGUUGUUGAGGAAUGUAUCGCCAGGAGAGCUUCGUGGUGAGAGGACUAUUCAGGCGCAGGGAUUGUAA
Molecule: messenger RNA, 807 nt
Organism: Ramularia collo-cygni
Lineage: Eukaryota; Fungi; Ascomycota; Dothideomycetes; Mycosphaerellales; Mycosphaerellaceae
Product: related to Pfs domain protein
Exons: 2
Coding region: 1-807 (268 amino acids)
Biological process (GO): nucleoside metabolic process
Molecular function (GO): catalytic activity
Source: RefSeq, a predicted model, not a curated record